Lathyrus sativus (Indian pea) is the source of this 1356-nucleotide messenger RNA. Lineage: Eukaryota; Viridiplantae; Streptophyta; Magnoliopsida; Fabales; Fabaceae. The record is from the annotation of a GenBank genome assembly.
AUGGCGAAGAAGAGAAAAGAGAGGAUUCUAAAUCCCGAACCCUUCGUUCCCGAAGGCACUGAAUAUGCCAAAUCCAAAAAAUCCUCCAAAGCCGCUAGAAAGCACCAACAGGAAGGGGACCUCAUUGAUUCUCAUAUCAGUUCUAAGAUUAUGAAACAGGCUUUGAUUCAGCUCAAGGAAGUCGAAGACGAAGAUGAAACUAAUGAGCAACAUGUUACCAGAACUUCAUUCAACAGACUUGAAGAAGAGCCUCGCAAGGUGGAGGAAGAUAAUAACGGUGAUGAUAUUGAUGAUAUUGAUGAGUUUGCUGGGUUCGAUGAAAAUCAAAGCCAUUUUGUGGGAUUUGAUGAAAUUAACGAGGAUGACGAGAAACUGAUGGAUGCAUUCUUAUCCAAGGACCCAGGUUCCCAGACAACACUUGCAGAUGUUUUGGUUAAAAGAUUAAAAGCAAGUGAUGCUACUGCUGUUUCAGAGAAUCGACCAAUGCCUAAAUUGGACACAUCUGUAAUGGAGAUCUACAAGGGGGUUGCAACUCUUCUCAGCAGAUAUACAGUAGGCAAAAUCCCCAAGGCAUUUAAAUUCAUCCCCUCAAUGAAAAAUUGGGAGGAGAUCUUGUAUAUUACUGAACCUGAAAAUUGGUCACCAAAUGCUUUGUAUCAAGCCACUAUUCUUUUUGCUUCGAAUUUAAGUGCAAAAAGGGCUGAGCGUUACUACAGGCUUGUGUUGCUUCCAAGAGUGAGAGAAGAUAUAAAAAAGAACAAACGGCUGCAUUUUGCUUUAUAUCAAACAUUGAAAAGGUCAUUGUACAAGCCUGCUGCUGUCUUUAAGGGAAUACUGUUUCCACUAUGCGAGUCACGCACAUGUACUCUAAGGGAGGCCGUCAUUGUUGGAAGCAUUAUAGAAAAGUGUUCUAUUCCUCCACUCCAUUCAAGUGUUGCGCUAAUGAAGCUUGCAGGGAUGGAAUAUUGUGGCACUACAAGCUAUUUCAUCAAGCUUUUGCUGGAGAAGAAAUAUGCUUUGCCAUAUCGUGUGGUUGAUGCAGUUGUUGCUCAUUUCAUGAGAUUUGAAAAUGAAACUAGGAAAAUGCCUGUUAUAUGGCACCAAUCACUUCUUGCAUUUGUGCAGAGGUACAAAAAUGAACUGCAGAAAGAAGAUAAGGAUAAUUUAAAGCUUCUUCUGGAAAAGCAAAAUCAUGCAUUAGUUACACCUGAAAUAAGUAGAGAGCUAAACAACAGCCGUAACCGAGGUGAAAAGGAGGAUGAUCUCAUGUCAAUAUCCGCUCCAGUAUCUGUUAUUAACAAGACUAUUGAAGAGAAUAGAUUUGACAUUCCAGAUGUACCAAUGGAGUUGGACUGA